AUGAGCUCGCAGGGUGACAGCCAGCCGUCGCAGGACAGCACCAUGACACUCAUGCAGGACAACCUCCACGAGGUGCUGUACUUUGCCUACGGCUCCAACCUAUCGACGGAGCAGAUGCGCCAGCGAUGCCCGUACUCUACACCCGUCGGACUGGCGUACCUUGAAGGGUGGAAAUGGAUCAUCAACGCCCGCGGAUACGCCAACAUUGUGCAACUCCCUCUCGACGAUAACGAGGAUGACACCGGCAAGGGCAAGGGCAAGGCGGUCUACGAUGAGGAGCACGGCGUGUACGGACUCCUGUACCUCCUCCCCCCGCAGGACGAGGAGCGGCUGGACCAGCACGAGGGCGUCCCCUGGGCGUACCAAAAGUUCCAGGUCAACGUCAAGUGGGCGCACUCCAAGGACAGCGACGAGACGCUGCGGGCGCUUGUCUACGUCGACGGGCAGCGCGUCGAGGAGGACGUGCCGCGGGACGAGUACGUGGGGAGGAUGGAGAGGGGCAUCGAGGACGCGGUUGACAACUGGGGGAUGGAUGAGGAUUGGGCGGAUAGGAUCAUGAGGCGGUUCUGGGUUGAGGAGGAGUGA
Fusarium keratoplasticum is the source of this 585-nucleotide messenger RNA. Its product is annotated as Gamma-glutamylcyclotransferase. Gene Ontology annotation, molecular function: gamma-glutamylcyclotransferase activity. Bases 1 to 585 code for a protein of 194 amino acids. The record is from RefSeq and is a predicted model, not a curated record. The transcript has a single exon. Lineage: Eukaryota; Fungi; Ascomycota; Sordariomycetes; Hypocreales; Nectriaceae.